GUGAUUUUGUUUUGUUGCUGAGACGAUGACGUGUCUGUUUUGUGGUACGUUACAGUCGAACCCGUAUUUAUGUAAUAUCUUUGGUUUAAGGGUUAACCUAACCUCACAUCAGCUGUAAAAAACAACAACAACAACAACAAUGUUGUUGUAGUACUAAUUGUACCAAGUAAAAACGCUACGCUCAUGACAACAACGUAAAACUGUGAAGCUAAUUGUGUCUAGCUAACCUUUACGAAUUAGCUAGACCUUGGUCACUGCUGGCUGUACAUGCCAAAAUGUAUUUUGUGUUGUUAAACUAGCUAUAGAUCCACUGUCGUAUGUUUGCAAGCCGUAUGAUAUUUUUCACUAGCCUGCUGAGGAGAGGACUCUGUGUGAAACCAUUCUGGGACCAUCGUUACCAAAACACUUCGGUGGUAUUACUGAAUGAGGUUGUAUUCAUGACUGCACUGUCAGACUUGGAGCCUGCUAAAAAGAGACAGCGGGUUGAAUUUGGCCUCCAAGCACCUGUCGGCUCAAGGAGCCCUCUUUCAUUGGCAUUUAAAGCAAGUUCCAAAGAGGCAAGUCUACACGCAAUGGAGGGGCAGGAGCAUAGUGCCAAAGCAACAUCUCUUAGUCAGAAAAACAAUCCCAAGUCCCAACAGAAUAACCCUGAUAAGUGGCUGUUGGAACUUCCCCAAAGCACCACAAGCCCAGCUUCUGACAUGUGUGAAGCUGCUGAACAACAACUGGAGGAUGUAGAGAUGGUGAGUCCAGAAAGCUCCGAGUCUGGCUGCAGUCACCACAUCCAGUUUAUGGAGACCGAGACUGAGGCCCAGACCCACAGUUCAGACUCUGAGGAACCUGUUGUCUCUAGUAUUAUAGACCUGGAGGAUGAAGAGACAGCGCCCUUAACACCAUCUGACAGCUUAAAGGAUCACAAACUAGUCUUGCAAAUCACCACAGAUCACAGGCCUGUCUCGCAAGUCUCCACAGAUCACAGGCCUGUUUCGGAAGUCUCCACGGAUCACAGGCCUGUUUCGGAAGUCUCCACGGAUCACAGGCCGGUCUCGGAAGUCUCCACGGAUCACAGGCCGGUCUCGGAAGUCUCCACGGAUCACAGGCCGGUCUCGGAAGUCUCCACGGAUCACAGGCCGGUCUCGGAAGUGCCCACGGAUCACAGGCCGGUCUCGGAAGUGCCCACGGAUCACAAGCCAGUCUCGGAAGUGCCCACGGAUCACAAGCCGGUCUCGGAAGUGCCCACGGAUCACAAGCCGGUCUCGGAAGUGCCCACGGAUCACAAGCCGGUCUCUGAAGUGCCCACGGAUCACAAGCCGGUCUCUGAAGUGCCCACGGAUCACAAGCCGGUCUCGGAAGUGCCCACGGAUCACAAGCCGGUCUCGGAAGUGCCCACGGAUCACAAGCCGGUCUCGGAAGUGCCCACGGAUCACAAGCCGGUCUCGGAAGUGCCCACGGAUCACAAGCCGGUCUCGGAAGUGCCCACGGAUCACAAGCCGGUCUCGGAAGUGCCCAAGGAUCACAAGCCGGUCUCGGAAGUGCCCACAGAUCCUAAAGGGAACAGUGGUGAGCAAAUGGAGGAGACCGUGAGCCAGAUCAACAGGGAUCUGGACAAGCAGCAGGACACAGAAAGAUCCUCCUCCAAGGGCCAAGGAAAAAUAACAGACUUCUUCGCCCCAUCCACAAGUGCCCAAGCUCCUUCGGAUAAACAACGCAGAGCCCGAGAGGACGGCCCUCCACCGUCGCCACCAUACGAUUCCAAGUGGCUGGGAAGCCCCAUCAGUGAUCUGAGGAGAAUGCCACAGUGUGGUCAACCACUCCCACCACUGAAGAAUAUUUCUGACCAUCACACUGUCAUGAUCAGGACAGACCUCCUUCAAACAGGCAAAGUUCCUGUUCCCUAUCCCAACAAGUUCAGAGACACCUGGGACGAGGUCCAUGUGAAAAUGCCCUGUUCAAAGAGCAGCCUAUUCCCUGUAGGAAAUCAGGAACUGCAGGGACGGUGGGAACUCAUCCAGAAAGCUUUAAACAGAGAAUUUUGCAGUUCCCAUGAUGUGAAGAAUGCCAUAUUGAAGUACAAUGUUGCUCAUGCCAAGAGAUGGGACUUCACAGCUCUUCAUUUGUUCUGCAACAAGGAUCUGCAGCCCGACGACGUUCAUCAUCUGUUUAGGUCUCUGCUGCCUGAAAUGGUCCAAUUAGCACUGAGUGUGUCUGAGCUGUGCAACAAGCCCAUCCCUCUGCUGAAGGAAGGGGUGAACCACUCCAUCACCCUGUCUCAGAUGCAGGUGGCUUCCCUAUUGGCCAAUGCCUUCUUCUGUACCUUUCCCCGACGCAACUCCAGGAAGUCAGAAUAUUUCAACUACCCUGACAUCAACUUCUACAGGCUGUUUGAAGGCUCUUCCCCAAAGAAGAGGGAGAAACUGAAAACACUUUUGUGCUAUUUUAGAAGUGUAAUCGAGCAAAAACCUACUGGACUUGUGACGUACACAAGAAAGUGUUUGGAUCGGCCUCCAAAUUGGAAAAACUCCCAGAAUCAGCUCACCAAGCUUCACAUAACAUGUGUAGGAACCAUAGAAGACGACGGACACGGCAUGCUGCAGGUGGACUUUGCCAACCGGUUUGUGGGCGGAGGGGUCACCGGAUCGGGUCUGGUUCAGGAAGAGAUUCGCUUCCUGAUUAACCCUGAACUCAUCGUCUCUCGCCUCUUCACUGUAGCCCUGCUGCAGAAUGAGUGUCUCAUCGUCACAGGUACUGAGCAGUACAGUACGUACACUGGCUACGCAGACAGCUACCUAUGGGACGGCAAACAUCAGGACAAGACCCCAAGAGACACCUGGCAGAGGAGGUGCACAGAGAUCGUAGCGAUGGACGCUCUGAAGUUCAGGAACUUCCUCGAACAGUUUCACCCUGAGAAAAUGAACAGAGAACUGAAUAAGGCAUACUGUGGCUUUUCCCGCCCAGGGGAGACGAGUCAGGAUCUCUCUGCGGUCGCUACAGGAAACUGGGGCUGCGGUGCGUUUGGUGGAGACGCUAGGCUUAAGGCUCUGCUCCAGAUUCUGGCAGCCUCUGAGGCAGGCCGAGACGUGGCCUAUUUCACCUUUGGUGACAGCGCCCUGAUGAAAGACGUCUACGACAUGCACUACUUCCUCACACAGAGACACGUCAGCGUCGGGGCUCUGUACAGUUUGCUGGGUCAGUACUACAGCUCAAUGUGUCAGAGCUGCUUCACCCGCCGUCCCGACGUCAGCCUCUACUCCUUCAUCUACCAGGAGGCCAGCUCUGUCGCCCCCUAGACCAGAAACACACACGCAGGUCGGCUCCCCCUAGAAGAUCGGAGACGCCACGUCACGCAGCCCUGUCUCCCCCUAGACCAGAAACACACACACAGGUCGACUCCGCCUAGAAGAUUAGA
Messenger RNA from Oncorhynchus gorbuscha (pink salmon), 3406 nucleotides. Its product is annotated as poly(ADP-ribose) glycohydrolase-like. Gene Ontology annotation, biological process: carbohydrate metabolic process; ATP generation from poly-ADP-D-ribose; regulation of DNA repair. The transcript has 18 exons. The coding region runs from base 318 to 3287 and encodes 989 amino acids. Gene Ontology annotation, cellular component: nucleus; cytoplasm. Gene Ontology annotation, molecular function: poly(ADP-ribose) glycohydrolase activity. The record is from RefSeq and is a predicted model, not a curated record. NCBI's taxonomy places the organism in Eukaryota, Metazoa, Chordata, Actinopteri, Salmoniformes, Salmonidae.